Molecule: messenger RNA, 765 nt
Organism: Gadus morhua (Atlantic cod)
Lineage: Eukaryota; Metazoa; Chordata; Actinopteri; Gadiformes; Gadidae
Exons: 7
Coding region: 49-681 (210 amino acids)
Biological process (GO): proteolysis
Molecular function (GO): cysteine-type peptidase activity
Source: RefSeq, a predicted model, not a curated record
CACAAUUGCCAAGGGGGGAAAAAGGCACUUUGCAUUGAUACAUAUGCCAUGACCCAAAUUUGGAACAGGAAGACUUCAAUUCUAAGGAAGUGUGAUCCUUCAUUGUAUGGAGUCAUUCUGGGGGUAGUGAAUGAGCCAAAUCAUUGGAUACUCACAGUCAUCUUCCCCUCAGAACAGAGGAGCCUUGUGCUGGAUCCACUCGGCAACGAUGCCUCCAAGAUCACAAGAUGUCUGGAGACCACAAGAGCAUUCAUGAGAGCGAGGGGCUGUACGGUGUCCAGGUGGAAAGCCAACACUGUGCCACAUAGCCUGCAGCAGGAUUCCACUUCAUGUGGAAUAUUUGCCAUCAAAUAUGCUGAGAAAGUCCUGGCAGAGGAGUCUCCUACUUUCCCAAACACUGAAGGGGCAGUGGUUAAUUACAGGAGGGAAAUUACUGUAGCACUUCUCAAUGAGACUGAUGAUCUCAGUGAGCUGUGCCACCACUGUGGAGAGGGAGAAGAAGCGCGAGGGGGGUCUCAAGACAGACCUAAUGCCACUGACUGGAUCCAGUGUGACACCUGUGGAAGGUGGUACCACGAGGGUUGUGUUGGGAGACCUGACAGAGAUCCUAUGUACAGCUGUCCUGCAUGCCACCAGGCUCAAAUGAGUCGAUGCCGUCCAAAACGGUCCAAAAAAAGAUAACCAUGUCACAUGAUUAUCACGCCUUCCCGUGAGGAUGGACACUGUCUUUCAGCGACCCUCACAACCCUCAUCGACACCCCCCCC